Molecule: messenger RNA, 7152 nt
Organism: Pararge aegeria (speckled wood butterfly)
Lineage: Eukaryota; Metazoa; Arthropoda; Insecta; Lepidoptera; Nymphalidae
Product: unc-112-related protein-like
Exons: 12
Coding region: 131-2317 (728 amino acids)
Biological process (GO): integrin-mediated signaling pathway; cell-matrix adhesion
Cellular component (GO): cell-substrate junction
Molecular function (GO): integrin binding
Source: RefSeq, a predicted model, not a curated record
CCGCCCCCUAUGCCAGUCGAAUGUCAUCCAGCGUUUGCGGUGGUUGUCUAUUAGAUAUUUGUUUACAUAAAAUCGCGAUGCGCCAUCGGAAGUGACUUUAUAGUGCAAAGUGAACAUAAAAACAUACAAAAUGCUCGCGGACGGUGAAAUUGUUGGUGAUGGAUCAUGGAACCUCACCAUCUACGUGACGGAUAUGAACGAGAAACGUACCAUGGUCGUGAAAGGAGAUAUGCACAUUGGCGGUGUUAUGCUGAAACUAACUGAGAGCUUCGGUAAAGAAUUCAAAAAGGACUGGUCAGAUCACGCGCUGUGGUGGCCCACACGCAACAAAUGGCUGUCCAGGCCCAAGCACACGUUGGACCAGUACGGGGUCCAUGCUGACGCGGCGCUGCACUUCACACCCAUGCACAAACCCCUAAGAAUACAACUGCCAGAUUUAAGAUACAUCGAUUGCAAGAUCGACUUUUCCAUUGACACAUUCAGCGCGGUCGUGCAACUGUGCAAAAGUCUAGGAAUAAAACAUCCCGAGGAACUAUCACUAUGCUAUCCUUUGGAACCGUCACACUUGAAGCAGAACUACCAGAAUCUGAAAGAAGCAAAGAAACUAAAGUCUACACAAGCACCAGAUACAAACACCUUUAUAGCGGCCACAAGAGGGUCUUCGAAUAGUUUGGACAGAUCCAUAGCAUGUCCCGCAACACCACCGCCUCCACGCUCCUUGUCGGCUACUCCAGUGGCUUCAGCCCAGAAUGGAACUCUCAAACGUUACGGUGGCCAUAUUCAAAGCACACAGAGCGAUGGCUCUAGUGAUGGGGGCUAUUGCGGGACUCCCCCGCGAGCGGCGUCUUUGGACGCCCUGGACUCCUUGGCAGAUCUCUCACUUGCUGAUUCACCCUUGGAACCUGAUAGCCAGUCGCGGGAAUCGCUCCUUACGCCAAAGUCUCUGAUGGAGAGGGCAAGAAUGAAUGUUGGAUGGCUUGACUCAUCGUUGUCCAUCAUGGAGCAAUACGUUCGCGAAUGGGACACCUUGCAGUUGCGUUUCAAAUUCUACUCGUUCUUCGAUCUGACCCCACGUGCACAGGAUGCGUCCAGACUGAAUCAGAUGUACCAGCAAGCGCGGUGGCAAAUCCUUAAUCAAGAGGUACAUUGUACUGAAGAGGAAAUGCUGCUGUUCGCGGCACUUCAGCUUCAAAUCGAGCUGCAAACACUCGCCGGAGGUGGCGUAGACGCGAACGACGGUUUGACAGGGGCUGGCUCGGCCAACGCUCCAGAAGACGAAAUAGAUGCCGCGUUGAGCGAAUUACAGGUGCAGUUAGAGGGCGGACCUCCUGCACGACCGGACAUCACACACGUGCCAGAACUAGCGGGAUACCUGAAGUACCGGGGCAAGGAUCGCAGCGGUAACUGUGUAUUCUUACGGCAACGGUUCACACUGCGGGCAUACAAGCGAGGCUGGGUGUCGUGCCGAGACGGUGUCCUCAGGAUCCACAGCUCACGGGACGCCGCAUCGCGAGGCGACGCGCCAUCAUACGCCGUCGAACUGAGAGGCGCUGAGGUAACACCGGACGCGCAUCCAGCGUCUGGCAGAUACGGCAUAAAACUAGAAGUGCCUUCUGAAGAUACUAUGCACGAGAUGUGGCUCAAAUGCGAGAAUGAGGAACAAUACGCGGAGUGGGUGGCGGCGUGCCGACUGGGUUCACGCGGACGUUCACUCGCCGACUCCGCCUUCAGUACGGAGGCCGCUGCGGUGAAGACGCUACUGGCACUUCAGCGACCGCAGCCAGAGGCGGCGUUGCACAAGCACAGCGUACCACACCUCGACCACUUGCAGCCGGAGAACUACCUCGCGCCUCGCUUCCUCAAGAAGCUCAAGAGCAAGUUCACACAGCGAGUGCUCGAAAGCCACGCAAACGUCAAAGACCUACCGCUGCUGGAGGCAAAGCUCCAGUACAUCAAGACGUGGCAGAAUCUACCCGACUACGGUCAGACGCUGUUUGUGGUGCGGUUCAUGGGACAUCGCAAGGACGAAAUCAUUAGCAUCGCCAACAACCGUAUCAUGCGGCUUGACCCCAACACCGGCGACCAUAUCAAGACAUGGCGGUUUAGUACCAUGAAGGCUUGGAAUGUAAAUUGGGAGAUAAAGCACAUGAUGGUUCAAUUCGAGGAAGGCAAUAUCAUAUUCUCAGUACAAUCUGCUGACUGUAAGGUUGUACACGAAUUCAUUGGAGGUUACAUUUUCCUCUCAAUGCGUUCAAAGGACGCGAACCAAACGCUCGACGAAGAGCUAUUCCACAAACUGACCGGUGGCUGGACGUAAGGACCACGAAGUAACGCAAGCACAAGAGUAAAAUUAUUUAUGUAUAGAUAACUCGUAACAUUGUUAAGAAAAGGGCUUUGAAUAUUUUACUUACUUCUCCGUGAUUUUCUUUUAAUUUUCGGAGUAGCGGGAGUGCAAAAACCGUGUACUAAUCAAUUAAAUAACGAUUUGUAGCAAAAUCACAUAGUGUCAGCUUCCCGAAAUAAUUUAAAAAAGUUGUACAAGUGGCGCCAUCUGUCAUAAUUAAUGACUGGCUACCUCAAACGUACAAAUUGGCUUCAAAGUAUUGUUUUUCGCUCAUUGAAUUCUCUAUUUACAUUAAAAGGCUACAAUCAGGGAAAACUCACCUUAAAAAAUCAAACUUACCUACAAUAUACUGAAAAUAUAUGUUUUGUGACCUUUACUUUAAUCAAUUAAAGAUUUUAAACUAUCGACAAAUCAAAAAAUAUUAUCGUGUUAUGUACCCAUUAAACUAUAUUUAAGAAAAAUAAUCAAUCUCAUAUCUAAAUAGGAUAAUAUAAGUUCAUGUAAGUUUGCUUCCUUUGUGCACCAUCAACUUUCCACCUUUUGAUCAGCUUCACACUCUCAGUUUGAUUAAUUUAAGUGAUAAGGUCGCCUUUGCACCCUAGCACUUAGUACUAUCUCUUCUCCUUGUAUUGUUUAUUUGUGUUUUUUGUAUUAAAGUUUUUCUAUCUAUCUAAUCCAAAAUCUUCGGGUGGCAAAUUGAAUUUAGUAUAGUAUAGUGAAGACAUCUUCAAUUAUUUAUUUAUAUAGUACCAAAGAUUAAAACGAACAUUAAAAGGGACGGGAUGUGUAGAAAGACAAUUUAUCCCUAAAGAGAUCCUUAUCGAGAGUGAAAAUAAGAAAAAGUAUAGCACUACUAAAUUCAAAGUGCCUAGACUUGGACUACCAUAUAACCAUUUACUAAAAAUAUUUCAGAGCCAAAUCUUCUGUUUUAUUUAUUUUAAAGUUAUUUACUGAAGAGCUACAAUUUAACUUUGAUUGCUUAUAUCUCGGUAUGCUGACACUUCAGAAGAUUUUGAACUACAGUAUAACUAUAUUAUUUAUAAAUACAAGUUAGAAGGCCGCUUUUUUGGAAAAAAAAAAAAAAUCGUGUACAGUUCGUAAUCUAGGAUAUAUACUAUAAUAUUCAAACCCCUUUAUAUAUUAUUAUAGAUUGUGGAUGUCUUUGGGAAUGUGCCUUGAGAGUUUUUGACACAGACUUUCUCACUUGAUAGAAUUUUUAUUAAUGACAUAUAAAUAAUAAUAGGAAAAUAAGAUAAAAAGUCCCACAACCAGGUUUCCCGUGGGGAAAAAUGUAUCUAUAUUUUUAUUACUUAUUUACGAUUUUGAUAUCAUUUGGACUCUAUAUUUGACACACAGGCAGACAUCCAUUCAAAUGAAUAACAAUAUUACUGACUCUGGAUAAACUAGAUCUUAAUUUCAGUGCUUCCAUUAUUAUAUUUUAUUGCCAAAUGUUAUAUUGCACAAUGGACUUUUUAAAUAUAUAUUUUGUAUACCUAAGCGUCCUCAAAAAAAUAUGGACUAUAAUUCUGAAACAAGAGUGUAAACAAUAUUAAAAUAAUACUGCUAUAGCCGAUGGUAGUCAGCCUGAUCUGUGUAAAGUAAGGGCCAGCACACACCGGGGUUGCUUGGACACAGCAUUUUUGUUUUUACCCAAAUUCAAUUCAUAAGUUACUAAAUAAGGAGGUAAUAAGAUAAUGAUUCCAGUGUUCAGACCUGGAAAGCUUUAUGUUUGUGGUCCAAAGGACGUGGUCGCCGGUGUAAUAACAGGCCCAUGACACGUACGGCUACAGCUAAUGGUCACGGGACGGCAUAUUAAAGGACAUAAUCCUUGCAUCAGAUGAGCCAUAUUCUUGGUCCAUCAAUAGUUACUAUAAAAAAAUCCUCUUUGAUGCCCCUAACUUAAAACAUUGGAAUGUGUAUCGUAUUACUAUUAUUUAAGUAUGGAUUUACUUUGGCUAAUGAUAUUCUCUGCCGUCCCAGGUGACGCUGACCAUGUAACCUCCAUUUUCUAUAGUCUGUAUACAUCACCAAAUUAUAUUAUAUUUUAAAUGUCAAUUAAAAAUAAUUUAUAAGAGUGAUAUUUUAUGGAAAUUAACUUUUAUAUUUUAGAUAUGACACAUUUUUUUAGCUAGACUACGACUUUUCAUAUGCUUUUAGAAAAUAGAGUUGGGUCAAUUUUUUCACAAAAAGGGGCCUGUGAAUAUUGUGACAAUUUAAUCAGAUUCCGUGAUGCGAUGUCUUCAGAAAUAUUUUAAUGGAAUAUUCAUUCGUAAGUAAUUUAUUUUCGUAUUUUAGAAGUACUAGUAUAUACUACAAAGUAAACAAAAUAUUGUUUUCAUUACCAGGAAUGUAAGAAAAAAUUCUGAUCGAUUUACUGUUCGAUUGACAGCGUAAUACAGACGAGUCUACAAUCUACAUACAUGAAGUUAUUUUUUAUAAUCCUCACCCUAUUAAUGGUCCACUGCUGGACACAUGCAUCCUCUAUAAUAAGAGAGGAAAUUAGAGCAAUAACCCACAAUGCUCCAAUGCGGGUUGACGGACGGAUUUUACCCAUUUUUUUUUUAAUUAAAGUUAUAUAAAUAAAUAAAUUCUAGUUAUAUUAACCGGGACCGUCGGUUUUGCGUACUCUCUGAGGCACAGGGGUUGGCUCUGCCAAUUUCCUUACUCCGGGCUGGUACUGAAUAUUUCUAGGUAAAAAAAAAAUCAAUAUUUAUAUAAUAAUUAUUUAUUGGCAAUGCUUCUUUUGUUUCAAAAAUACAAAGGAAAUACAUGAUUAAAAAAAACUUUUUAACUCAUUGUUUUUUUUCUGGUUUUUUAAAUCAUACUUUACACUAGGGAUAUAUUGCGAGAUAAGAUAGGUAAGACAAAAUGAACUACACGUAAACAAAUUAUUUGACUAUUUUCUUAACGCAGAUGAAAUAGAUUAGUUCCGUAAGAAUUUAUUAACUGUAUAAAAAAAAGUGCCAUUACAUCAACACAGGUCUUGUAACUUCAAUAAUGAAUAAUUAAUAAUUCAAUAUGGUGCUUUACCUAUAAUAAAAUAUAUUUAGAAUAAUAUUAUAGAGUGGCCUUAAUUUUUACAAAAGAUUAAUAUUAGUUGCUUUUUUUUCUAUUUUAUAAAUUGUAAAUAACAUUAUACAUUUUAUGUUAACUUAACACCAGUGUUAAGUGGAGUUUGAUGGCAUAUUUCCAGAUCAUAUAUUAUGAAAAAGAAUCUUCGAUCAAUAAUACACUAGAUUUACGAUCCAAUACAAAAUGUAAAAGAAAAACUGACUGACUUUAGUUUUUUCUUCUUUAGUUUACAUAAUUUCAUAUUUUUACCAACUAAGCUACGGUUUUCAUACGGCCUUUUUAUAUGCAUUUAAAUUUAUAAAUCUUUUUAAAUGUUUUAAAAUAUUCCCCAUUAUUAAUAAACGUUGUAAUACGAUUGUAAAGGCACGUCAAUGUUUUUUCUUGUUCUUUUGAAUGUUAAAUUACAAAUAACAGAAAGAGAGAAAACAUUGUAAAACUAAUCAUUUAGCUUGGCAACGUUUAUUCGUUAAGAUAUUUUGAGUUGCUUUUUCAUACGUUUGUGCACUUACAUUAGUUAUCUCACUAAGGUUUCCAAAUAGUGGAUGGGAUCUUGUUUUUCAUGGAUACUUUUUGACCAUUAACAGCAAAUCUAGUGUACUAUUGAUCGAAGACAUAAAUGAGUAAUUUUAACGGGCCCCUGGCCGGACGCGUCUCCAUAAAAAAGUUAUCGAUAGAUAAUUUUAAUGAUUAUUCCGUAUCCUAAACUAAGUUGGAUAUAGCUUUAUGUUCACCAAAAUCUAAACUAUAUACUGUGUGUCUAGACUUCAUUGUGUAGGAUUUAAUGAGAAAGUAUAGCAUAUUCUUUAGAAUUGCGGAAAGUUUGAAUAAGAAACUAAUGAAACAUUAUAUACGGCGAAGUCGCGGGGAAUGGCAUUUUCUCAAAGAAAAAACGUUUUAGAAAUUAUACUUAUUUGGCGUAACAAGAUAAAAGUUUAUUCAAAAAUUUUAAUGUUCGCCUUAUUCUACGUUUGCAGUAAAAAUUACACUUACAAUAGAAAAAAGGUAUUGUUGAAAUUAUUGAAAGUCAACUGUCAAACCUUUUUAAAAAAAACUAAAAUGGUGUCGGAUAUUUGUGAUGGUGUGCGAGCGCAUCGUAAAAAUUUACUCUCACCAUUUUUCCCUAACGCGCCAAAAGAAGUAUAACUUCAAAAAUGAUUUUACUAUUCUGCAGAGCUAGCCUAUCGCUAAAGAGACUAUGAAUAAUAUGGUAGAGAUAAUUAUUAAUUGUUUGCAUGCUAGCCCUACUGGACGUAUAUAAAAUAUUGUAUGCAACUGUAGGUACGUAAUCAGUCAUUACGUAAAAGUUGCAUAAAUAGCGAAUAUAUAUUAUGUUAUGAGAUUGUUGUACGCAAACUUCUCAUUCAAACUUUUAGGAGGGGUUGAUGCGAUGGAGAUAAAUCGAUAUCUGGCUUAGUUAAGAUUUAGAUCAAUCAUUAUUACAGAGAUCUCUCUUGUAUAACUUUUGUUCGGUCAAUAAAAUACGCAACAAUAUUAAAAUUUAACACCAAAACACAAAAUGCGUAACUACAUUUGUUUUAUUAAUUGUUGACAACUAGUCACGUUAAAAUCGCAUGAAAUGCUGUCACGUAAAUAAUUUUUAGUUUAUAUGAGUAUUAACAAUAUUACAACACAAAUAUUACUAUAGAUUUAUUGUACAAAAUGUAUGUACACAAAUAUUAUUAAACAGAUUAGUAUGUUUGUAAAUGAAUGUCGAAAUAAAUGUAAAUGAAUAACAA